This is a messenger RNA of Scutellospora calospora, 240 nucleotides long. Lineage: Eukaryota; Fungi; Glomeromycota; Glomeromycetes; Diversisporales; Gigasporaceae. The record is from the annotation of a GenBank genome assembly.
AACAAAACACAAUAAAUCGUGACAAUGGAAAUAGUGGAUCUGAAAUUGAAGACCCAGUAGAAAGUGAAUUAGCUAGGUUUAUUCAUGCUAAAGAACUGCUUAAUAUAGAGUUAUGGAAAAAUUUUUCACAAGCAGAAAUAGACAAAUUAUCUAAUUUUCUGAUUACUUAUCCAAAGCCAAUAGUUUCAGCAUAUACAAAACCCAUAUCUGAUUGGACAAUUCCAAUUCCUAAGAUACAAG